GUUUCACACGUAUUAGCAGGGCUGGGCAUGUUUCACACCAUUUUAAUGCAGUCAGUAUUUCACGUGGUUGGCUGCAUACUUGGAUUUUUAUCACCAACUAAUAAACUUUGUGUGGUUAAAAAAGAUGCAUUACUUUCCUGCCACUUUGUUAGCAUUCUUGAGCAUAUUAUCUCAAGUGCUUGGAGGUAAAGUGUUGGUGUAUCCAUUGGAUGGAAGUCACUGGGUGAACAUGAAGGUCCUGAUUGAGGAAUUACAUACAAGGGGUCACAACGUGACCGUGCUUAGAGCCUCUAACAGCUGGUAUGUCAAGGAGGAGUCUCCUUUCUAUACCACCAUCACUGUUUAUAAUAGCGGUGGCAUUGAAAAGGAGCUGUUUGAUGCAUUUACAAAACAUAUCCUGGUCAUCAGAAGAGAGAAACUGUCUUUUUGGACCCACCUCUCAUUGGCCUCAGAGGUUGGAACAGUAUUUGAAGAGAUGCAUCGCAAUCAACUUGUCUUAAUGGGGAAAAUCUUUGAAAAUAAAGACUUAAUGGCUUCACUCCAGACAGCAAAAUAUGACCUGGUUCUGACAGAUCCGGCUUUUGGAGGUGGAGUUUUCCUAGCACACCGCCUUGGUCUCCCUCUUGUGCUAAAUGUCCGUUGGACGAUGCAUGGAGAGGCACAUUACGAAAUAGCUCCUUCACCACUAUCGUUUGUUCCUGUACCAGGAGUAGAGCUGACAGAUAAGAUGACGUUUGCUCAACGUGUACAGAACGUAAUGGGAUACAUAUUUUCAGUUUAUCACAAAAACAGAUUUAUCUCCUCGCACUACCAGUCCUUCUGCAAUAAAUACUUUGGAUCAGAAAUUAAGUAUGAAUCCUUCCUUCGGGAUGCAGACAUCUGGCUCAUGAGAAAUGACUUUACCUUUGAGUUUCCACGACCCACAAUGCCCAAUAUCGUCUAUAUGGGGGGCUUCCAGUGUAAACCUGCCAAGCCGCUUCCGGCUGAUCUUGAGGAGUUUGUGCAGAGCUCAGGAGAUCAUGGACUCAUUGUCAUGUCCCUAGGGACUCUUUUUAGCCAUCUUCCACAAGAUAUCACAGAGGAAAUUGCUGCCGCUUUUGCCAGAUUGCCCCAAAAAAUCAUUUGGAGACACACCGGACCUCGACCUGUCAAUAUUGGUGAUAAUACAUUACUUGUUGACUGGUUACCUCAGAAUGACCUGCUUGGACAUCCUCACACUAAACUGUUUUUAACACACGGAGGCACUAAUGGCAUCCAAGAAGCCAUCUAUCAUGGGGUGCCCAUUUUGGGUCUACCUAUAAUAUUUGAUCAACCUGACAAUCUGUCUAGAAUGAAAGUUAGAGGCACAGCUAAACUUGUGGAUAUUGCAGAAUUGAACAGGACAAUGUUUCUACAGGCACUGGAGGAAGUGCUGUAUAACUCAUCUUACAAGGAGAACAUGCAGAGACUGUCCAAGCUGCACCAUGACCAGCCAAUAAAACCUCUUGAUCGUGCCGUCUUCUGGAUCGAGUUUGUCAUGAGGAACAGAGGAGCUCCUCAUUUACGAACACAGUCUUUCAGAAUGUCCUGGAUUGAGUACCACUCUAUAGAUGUUAUUUUGACUCUGCUGAUGAUAUUUGUUUUGUUUUGUUUCAUGAUUUACUCUGUCAUAAAAUUUCUGUGUUUUAAAGUAGUAUUUAAGAAGAAAAUUAAAGCUGAGUGAUUGAAUAUUUGGCCAGAAUCCCAGGAAUUAAUUCCAUAACCAAUGUUUCUAUUUUCAUUUUGGACUGAGAAUAUAAUGUUUUCCUGUAAAGUUUUAAAAUAACACGUGAAACAUAUAAACCUCUUCUUAAAAUGAAUCCUUUUAUUUGUGCUCUCCCUUGUUUCCGUAGAGAAUUUACACAAUAUGAGUGAAAAAGAGUGAAAUAAACUGUACUUGGAUUACA
Messenger RNA from Onychostoma macrolepis, 1925 nucleotides. RefSeq names its product UDP glucuronosyltransferase 5 family, polypeptide A5 (gene ugt5a5). The record is from RefSeq and is a predicted model, not a curated record. The coding region runs from base 125 to 1702 and encodes 525 amino acids. NCBI's taxonomy places the organism in Eukaryota, Metazoa, Chordata, Actinopteri, Cypriniformes, Cyprinidae. The transcript is spliced from 2 exons. Gene Ontology annotation, molecular function: UDP-glycosyltransferase activity.